Molecule: messenger RNA, 951 nt
Organism: Paramuricea clavata
Lineage: Eukaryota; Metazoa; Cnidaria; Anthozoa; Malacalcyonacea; Plexauridae
Source: the annotation of a GenBank genome assembly
AUGUUAAAUACAUCAAUUAAACUACUAAAUGACACCAUUUACACCUACUUUGCUGGAAACUUUGGGUUUGUGGAACGUCUGCCGGAUAAAUUACUCAAUGAUAAAUACAAGAAUCACAGCAUAAAGGACUUGAAGAAAGCAUUGAAACUACUUAAAUUACCCAACUCUGAUCUUGCCGAAAUUAAAUAUGUCUCUCGUCUCGUGCGAAAUAAGCUGAAAUCUGACACAACUAAUGAUAACAUGCAUAAUAGUACCAAUGAGUCGUUUAACCACGAUAAAUACUUUGAACGUAAUUUCUGGGGAUAUGUCAAGAAAGUCAUAAAUUGCAGCGAAUCGAUUCUCCCUGCCUUCAAUAUGGACGACUGUUUAAAGUACUUUAAGACAGUCUUGACUAAGGUCAACCCAAACAAAAUAUUUCAAAAUCCAAGUUGGAUUCCAAUGUUACACGAUCCCAUUAUUAAAUUUGACCUUGAACCUCCAACUUACCGACAAAUAACAAAUAUUAUUCGUAAAAUGAAAACAUCUCGCUCACCUUGUCCUCUAGAUCAAAUCUCCAUUAUACGUUUUAAGCGAUGCCCAUACCUCCGAACAUAUUUAACCGAACUAAUUCAAGCAGUCUGGCUUUCUGGAUCUGUACCUGACGAAUGGAAGAAAGCUUGUACCAUAUUAAUCCACAAGAAAAAUGAUGCUAAUCUCCCCGAGAACUUCCGUCCAAUAACUCUUCAAUCCGUACCACUGAAAGUAUUCACUUCAAGUCUCCGUAAUGCAAUGUUCUCUUACCUACUCGCCAAUAACUUUAUCGAGCACGAAAUUCAAAAGGGCUUCACCCCUCAUAUAUCGGGGAUUUUUUUUGAACAUACAGCACAAAUGGCUUAUAUAAUCAAUCAAGCACGAAUAAGACAGCGAUCUCUCGUCAUAACCCUUCUUGAUCUCAAGAAUGCGUUUGGUGAA